Molecule: messenger RNA, 1871 nt
Organism: Oryza sativa Japonica Group (Japanese rice)
Lineage: Eukaryota; Viridiplantae; Streptophyta; Magnoliopsida; Poales; Poaceae
Biological process (GO): regulation of defense response to fungus
Molecular function (GO): metal ion binding
Source: RefSeq, a predicted model, not a curated record
UUAACUCCCUGAUGUAUAUUAUUAUGAGUUGGUGGUUGCCUUCCUCUUGUGGAUUUCUUGAUUUAAUUUGCUGCAAAUUUGCACUGUCGUCUAUCGAUCGAUCGGUUUGUGCGUUCCAAAUUCAGCUCUGCAAUGGCGGCUCUGUGUGCCAGUAGUACUUGCCCAGUUCAUCUUCUUGUUCUUCCAUGGAUAGAUGAUAUACAGUAGCAUACUUACAGCUGAGGCAGAGUGAAGACGUACAACCUCUCGUCCAAUAUAUAAUUAAUUAAAUCUCUUGUGUGUUUUGUAUUUCGAUUCGAUCGACUCAUCUUGGUUGGGAAUUCCGGCAGUUAUCAACUUCUGAUUCCACAACUAGAGUAUCAGGUUCAGUUUGAAGUACUGUAUGUAUGACCGUGUGAGUGCUUUUUUGUCGGGACAGCUUAAAGGAUAAUGGCAAGUGAAGUAGAGAGCAAGCAAACCGACACUUUUUUUUCUUUCUUUCUCCCUCUGUUUGUGCUGCGCUUUAAAGAUAAAUUGACCAACAACCUAACUGCACAUCAGGGGAAUGGAUAUGUGUGGCUCGUGCAAUGCAAAUCAGCUGUAAUCCUCAAUCAGUUUUGAGUUAGCUAUAGCUAGGAUUAAUGCUCACUGAUGUAGUGAUGUCUACUCCUCUGCUUCUAUAACCUUCAAAGAAAGGGAAAAAGAAACUCCUCUGCUUUUCUAACCUUCCAAAAAAAAAUUCUUCUACUUAUCUUAAAGAAUAGUAGUACCAUCAUAGAACUCUAUACUUUCAGACAGAUGUCUACAAUUGUGAUGAUGGUGGAUCUUGAAUGUGACAGAUGCUACAGGAAGAUCAGAAGGGUCCUCUGCAAGCUCCAAGAUAAGGCGAGCAUCAAGGCCAUCUCGUACGACGAGAAGAACAACACGGUGACGGUGGCGGGGCCGUUCGACGCCGACGAGGUCUCGGACAGGCUCUGCUCCAGCGCCGGCAAGGUCAUCACCGACAUUCGCGUCGUCGGUGGUGCCAAACCCAUGCCAGGCGGCGGCGGCGGUGGCGCCAAGGCGCACGCCAACAAGCCGGCCGGGAAGGACGGCAGCGCAGGCGGCGGCGGCGGCGGCGGCGGAGGAAAGCCGGAGAUGAUCAAGAAGCACGUCAAGUUCGAGAUGGCGGACGACAUGGACGACGGCCGCCACCACCACCACCACGACAACAGGAAGCCGAAGGUGGUGACGACCACCAACCACGCCGCCGGCGCCCUCGCGCGGAUGGAGGGCCGCCGCGCCGAGGCGCCGAGCAUGGCCAUGGCGGCGGCGAUGGCGCCGGCGCCCAUGCCGAUGACGGUGCAGGCGACGGCCACGCCGUCCAUCUGGCCGGCACCGGCGCCAUCGGCGCCGGCGCCGCUGGAGUGGGGGCACAGCGCCCCGACGUACGGGGCGGGGUGGGCCCCGCCGCCGGCAGGCGGCUACUACGGCGGCGGCGGCGGGCCCAUGUACUACGGGCAGCCGCCGCCGCCGCCGGCGUACGGGUACGGCGGCCGGAGCCCGUACCAGCCGCCGUACUACGACGAGGAGCCGGCCGGCUGCAGCGUCAUGUGACGUGACGAACCAAAACCGAUGAGGCCACGAGUCUUCUUGUGUGAAAAAGGAAAAAAAAGGAAAAAAAUUUAUGUGUAUGCAUGAUCGGUUCGUUUAUAUCAUCAUGUGUAAAUUUGAACAAGAGAAUGCUAGCUGAGUACCAUGUGUGUAGAGUUACUGUGUAAUGUAAUGUUUUCAACUUGGUGUAUUUAUGAUGAUGAAAACAAGUAUGCAAUCAGGGUUUCUUUUAAUUUAAAGCUGUAUCAGAUUUUGACUUUGUACAAUGUUUUAUUUAAAAGAGUGUUCUUUUGUGCUAA